This is a messenger RNA of Acromyrmex echinatior (Panamanian leafcutter ant), 1038 nucleotides long. RefSeq names its product PSME3-interacting protein. NCBI's taxonomy places the organism in Eukaryota, Metazoa, Arthropoda, Insecta, Hymenoptera, Formicidae. The record is from RefSeq and is a predicted model, not a curated record. Gene Ontology annotation, cellular component: nucleus.
ACAGGAAAAAGGCUGGCAUGGCCUCUCUCAGGUUUCUCUCUGGUUUCACAAUUUAUCGAGACGUGUAGGAAAAAAACAUUUGCUAGUGCUGUAGAUUGUUUUUCAUCAAGACAUCAUUUACAAACAGUGAAAAUGAGCUCGGGUUUCAUAUCGGAAGCUGAAAUCGCCGAACAACGGCGAAUGCGACAGGAGGAAUGGGAACGCGUACGAACUGCCGAUCAGCCUAUAGAAGCUCCAGAGGAAUCUUAUGAUCCUAGAUCCUUGUAUGAGAGAUUGCAGGAACAAAAAAAUAAAAGAGACAUAGAGUAUGAAGAAGCUCACAAAUUAAAAAAUAUGAUCAAAGGAUUGGAUGAUGAUGAAGUAGAAUUUUUGGACUUGGUUGAUAGAACUAAGAUGGAAGAAGAACGUAAAAAGAAUCUUGAGGAAGAAAAAGAAAUGCGCGAUUUUAAAGCUGCAGUUGCUUCUCUUCAAGAACAGAAAUUAAAUGAAAAAUUAAAGCAAGAAUUGAAGAAUCCAUCUGUUAGCAGUAAAAAUGCUGCCUGUGGAAGUAGUCGCACUUCGCAGUUAAAAUUACCCGCAGGCGUUGUAUUGAAACGACCUGACAAACAAAAACAAGAAGAAGUACUUAAAGGAAUAAAAAGAAAAUUGUCUCCAUCCAAAGAUAAUACUGAUACUAGCAAAAAGAAAGAGCCACAUACAUCUUGUGAGCCAGCUGCACGCGCGGAUUCUUUUCUUUCUAGUCCUACAUCAGAUAAACAAAACGAUAAGGCUACACCAAAUCAAGUAAAUACAAAUUACAUACAUAGCGGACUCAAAUGUAUCGGUAUAUUACCUGGUCUUGGAACAUAUAAUAAUUCUAGUGACAGUGAUUGUAGUUCUGAUACAGAUCAGGAAACAGAACCAAACCCUACCAUUUAUGAUAUGUUAGGUCGAAAAAUAAAAUCAUUGAAAGAUAAGGAGGAAAAGAGCUGAAUGAUAUCUCUAAAUACAUAUGUAUAUACACGUGUCUGUACGAGUGUAUGUAUGUAUGUAUGUAUG